Aureobasidium melanogenum CBS 110374 is the source of this 309-nucleotide messenger RNA. RefSeq lists its product as uncharacterized. The transcript has a single exon. NCBI's taxonomy places the organism in Eukaryota, Fungi, Ascomycota, Dothideomycetes, Dothideales, Saccotheciaceae. The record is from RefSeq and is a predicted model, not a curated record. The coding region runs from base 1 to 309 and encodes 102 amino acids.
AUGGCAAGACUGAGUGGGAACGUGGUCGAAGUGGCGCUGCGACGCAUGAUCGUCGCUCAACUCUUGAGCGCCGCCGCGGUAUGGCAGGCUGGCGGUCAAGGUCGAAGUCGCGACGCGUGCGCAGGCAAGACGUCGCGCGGGUGCAGCGACGACGAGAUGGCGAGACCAGUCAAAAGCCAUGCCAUGUUGGUUGCGAAGAGCGAGAAUGCCGCUUGCAAAGACCAAAGUGGAUGUACUCACCAAGUUCGAGAGUCGACGUCGUUUCGAGGUAACGUGACAAGUCACGAGUUCGCAAGCCGGGCGCUUUAA